Cordyceps fumosorosea ARSEF 2679 is the source of this 456-nucleotide messenger RNA. RefSeq names its product 60S ribosomal protein L22. The record is from RefSeq and is a predicted model, not a curated record. Gene Ontology annotation, molecular function: RNA binding; structural constituent of ribosome. Lineage: Eukaryota; Fungi; Ascomycota; Sordariomycetes; Hypocreales; Cordycipitaceae. Gene Ontology annotation, biological process: cytoplasmic translation. Gene Ontology annotation, cellular component: ribosome. The transcript is spliced from 2 exons. Bases 1 to 456 code for a protein of 151 amino acids.
AUGGCUCCCAUUGCUAAGAAGUCUGGCAAGGCCCAGAAGCAGACCAAGAAGGUGAGUUUUACAACAUCCAUUCCUCAAGCGAUUCCAGCCCUGGCCAAGUUUGUGCAUGUGGCUAACCUGCCCCGCGCGCAGUUCAUCAUCAACGCUUCGCAGCCCGCCUCGGACAAGAUCUUCGACACCGCCGCCUUCGAGAAGUUCCUCCAGGAGCGCAUCAAGGUCGAGGGCCGCACCAACAACCUCGGCGACGACGUCGUCGUCCAGCAGGCCGGCGAGGGCAAGAUCGAGGUCAUCGCCCACAACGACUUCUCGGGCCGCUACCUCAAGUACCUUACCAAGAAGUUCCUCAAGAAGCAGCAGCUCCGCGACUGGCUCCGCGUCGUCUCCACCUCGCGCGGCGUCUACGAGCUCAAGUUCUUCAACGUCGUCAACGACGAGGCUGACGAGGAUGACGAGUAA